Messenger RNA from Protopterus annectens (West African lungfish), 12605 nucleotides. RefSeq lists its product as uncharacterized. Gene Ontology annotation, cellular component: extracellular matrix. NCBI's taxonomy places the organism in Eukaryota, Metazoa, Chordata, Ceratodontiformes, Protopteridae. Gene Ontology annotation, biological process: L-arabinose metabolic process. The transcript is spliced from 58 exons. Gene Ontology annotation, molecular function: alpha-L-arabinofuranosidase activity. The record is from RefSeq and is a predicted model, not a curated record. The coding region runs from base 92 to 11062 and encodes 3656 amino acids.
CAGCAGUGUGCCUUAGGUGUGAGAGAAAGAGAGAUGCUGUAAAGAUACUAGCCUUUGUACCAUUAACCUAGCACACCUGCACAGAAGAGCCAUGGGGUGGCCGAGGAAUCUUCAUCUUUUGCUGGUCGUAUCUCUGCUUAUAUUUGUUAGUGCUACCUCAAAGAAGAUAAAUGCAAAAGAUUCGUGUGAGUACAAUGGCAAGAUAUAUGAAAACAAUGCUGUUUUUGAAGAAGACUGUCUGAUAUGUGAUUGCAUAAAGGGGGUUGUUGAAUGUCAUCAGUCACCUAAAUGUGCAGUAUCUCUAACAGUGAAGAAAGGAUCUAGCAACAUUGAACAAGUAAAGAGUGCAGAUCUGCUACUUGACAAGAAGGAUUCUAGCAAAAACAACAAUGUGAAAAAUGCAGUGCCCCCUGCAGUGAAAGAAGCACCCAGCAAUGACAAGAAGGCAAAUCUGAAAGGAAAAAGUUCAGUUGAUACUCAUAGCAUCUCAAAACUCAGCAAAUAUGAAGAGGAUUCUGAAGAAAUCUGGUCAUCACAUGAAAAGAAAAAGGGCUCUUCAGGUUCUAUUUUUGGAAAUGUAUUUAAUUCAGAAGGUGACAGAUCACAUGAGGAUGAUUCAGAUUCUAAAGAGAAUGCAUUAUCACAUGAAAAAAAAGACAUGAAGAAAGGCUCUCAUGGACAGGUAAAGAAAGUUAUCAAGACUGAGGAAACAGUGGUAACAGAAUUUCAUCAAGGAGGUAACUCCCAUUCAAAACUGAGUGGAUUUAAAGACAUGGACUCUGAGUCAGUAUCUAAGGGUGGAAGCAAGAUCAGUUUAAAAAUGGGCAGAGGUGAAGAUGAAGAUUCAGACUCUGAUGAAGAUAUGUCAUCACAUGGGAAGAUCGACAUGAAGAAAGGCUCUAAAGUUAGUACCAAAAUCGAGACAACAGUGGUAAAAGAAACUCAUAAAGGUGGAAACAAGGUCAGUUUAAAAAUGGGCAGAGGUGAAGAUGAAGAUUCAGACUCUGAUGAAGAUAUGUCAUCACAUGGGAAGAUCGACAUGAAGAAAGGCUCUAAAGUUAGUACCAAAAUUGAGACAACAGUGGUAAAAGAAACUCAUAAAGGUGGAAACAAGGUCAGUUUAAAAAUGGGCAGAGGUGAAGAUGAAGAUUCAGACUCUGAUGAAGAUAUGUCAUCACAUGGGAAGAUCGACAUGAAGAAAGGCUCUAAAGUUAGUACCAAAAUUGAGACAACAGUGGUAAAAGAAACUCAUAAAGGUGGAAACAAGGUCAGUUUAAAAAUGGGCAGAGGUGAAGAUGAAGAUUCAGACUCUGAUGAAGAUAUGUCAUCACAUGGGAAGAGCGACAUGAAGAAAGGCUCUAAAGUUAGUACCAAAAUCGAGUCAACAGUGGUAAAAGAAACUCAUAAAGGUGGAAGCAAGAUCAGUUCAAAAAUGGGCAGAGGUGAAGAUGAAGAUUCAGACUCUGAUGAAGAUAUGUCAUCACAUGGGAAGAACGACAUGAAGAAAGGCUCUAAAGUUAGUACCAAAAUCGAGACAACAGUGGUAAAAGAAACUCAUAAAGGUGGAAGCAAGUUCAGUUCAAAAAUGGGCAGAGAUGAAGAUGAAGAUUCAGACUCUGAUGAAGAUAUGUCAUCACAUGGGAAGGACAACAUGAAGAAAGGCUCUAAAGUUAGUACCAAAAUCGAGACAACAGUGAUAAAAGAAAUUCAUAAAGGGUCUAGCAAACAUGGAAAAUACACUUCAGAUUCUGAAGAACAGGAAAGGCAAUCAUUCCAAAAGGGAUUUGAAAGCAAAAAAACAUCUCUGGGGGGAGGAAAUGUGAAAAUCGAAAAGAAAAUUACAAAAAUUGAAGAAGAUGAUGAAGAAUCAGAUUCAUCUGAAGAGCGGCACCAUAACAGUAAAAAGAUUUCUCAUGGGGGAGGAAAUGUGAAAAUCGAAAAGAAAAUUACAAAAAUUGAAGAAGAUGAUGAAGAAUCAGAUUCGUCUGAAGAGCGGCACCGUAACAGUAAAAAGAUUUCUCAUGGGGGAGGAAAUGUGAAAAUCGAAAAGAAAAUUACAAAAAUUGAAGAAGAUGAUGAAGAAUCAGAUUCAUCUGAAGAGUGGCACCAUAACAGUAAAAAGAUUUCUCAUGGGGGAGGAAAUGUGAAAAUCGAAAAGAAAAUUACAAAAAUUGAAGAAGAUGAUGAAGAAUCAGAUUCAUCUGAAGAGCGGCACCGUCACAGUAAAAAGAUUUCUCAUGGGGGAGGAAAUGUGAAAAUCAAAAAGAAAAUUACAAAAAUUGAAGAAGAUGAUGAAGAAUCAGAUUCAUCUGAAGAGCGGUACCAUAACAGUAAAAAGAUUUCUCAUGGGGGAGGAAAUGUGAAAAUCGAAAAGAAAAUUACAAAAAUUGAAGAAGAUGAUGAAGAAUCAGAUUCAUCUGAAGAGCGGUACCAUAACAGUAAAAAGAUUUCUCAUGGAAGCAGUAAGAAAGGAUCCGAUAAAUAUGGAGGGAUGGAUUUAGACUUUGAUGAACCUCAGAAGUCACAGAAAGAAAAGGAAGUUUCAGAAAACAAAGGGAAGAGUGGACAGUCUACAGUGACCAUAGUCGAUAGCCAUAAGUCAGAUAACAAAGACCAAUCACAUCUGGAAGAGGAAACAUCCAUAAUAACGGAAGACAAAAUAAUUGCAGUAACAGCGCAAAAAUACUAUGAAGAUGAUGCUACUUGUGAAGAUGGUAAUGAAAACUGCAAUCAGCCAAAUCAGCUUGAAAAUGCUGAACCGUUAACAGACAGUGAUAAGAAUAAAACCAAUGAAAAGCAGCAAAGUUUACCAGAUAUUAAUGACGGAAAUGAUAUUGACACAACCCCCUCAAAAUCUGUGGUCUCACAGUUCGAGAAUGAAGUGCAGAUCGAUGACCAAAUUCAUGUUCCAAACUUACCCGAUACAAGUAUCACAAAAGAAACAGUCAAACAAGAGGAAAGUCAGACAGAAACAACAGAGAGUUCUAAGGUAGCUGAAGAGAAUGCAGAAGACAGAAGCAAAGAUGACAGCGAGAGGUCAAACAUUUUUGACAUGAACAGUAAAACAGAAGGCUCAGAUAAUUUGAAUGAAGUAACAGAGAUUCAGAGCAGCAAAUCACCUGACUCAAUAGGCUCUGUGCUUAUUGAAGGUGAAACAGAGUCUCAGAAAAACAUCAACUCUGAAAAUACAUCUGAAGAUAAUGAAGAGAAAGAAGACACAGGAAAUGAUACCUCAACUGGAGACACCAGUUCUCAAGUAGAUGAAGCAAACCAAAAGAGUGACAGUGACAGUACCCUUAAUGGGAAUAAAUCAGGCUCUGAGGAUGAAGAAGAAGCCACAUAUGAUGAACACCCACUCAAGCCUAUUGUUCCAGAAGAUGACAUUAAAGAAAGCAGCAAUAAAGAAGAUGAAAAUCAAAAUACUGAGGAAGACAGCCAGAACCCAACUGAUGAAGUUGAGGAAAAAGAGGAAGAGAACAAUAACCCAAGUUAUGUUUCUGAUCAAACCAAAGGAAUCAUCAUUAAUGAAGGAACGAAAAGUGGUGAUGAAAGUGCUUUAGACAAUGCCAGUAAAGGAUCAGGAGGUGAGGAAAGAGAGGAACUGACAUCAUCAAGCAGUAAUUCUGUAGAAGACAACAAAACACCCAGUGAAAAUGAUGACACUCAAAGCCAACCAAAUUCUAGUCUGGGUCAUGGGGAAGACAUCGGUGAUGAGAACACCAGUAAUCCAUCUUCUGAUUCAGGACAAACCAAAGAGGUAACUAGCCCAGAAGAACCAAGUCAAAAUGAUGUUGCAGACAAUACAAGUGAAAGCACAGGACAUGAGGAAAGUGAUGAGUUGACAUCAGCAGACACUGAGUCUGUGGAAGAGACCAUAACACCCAGUGAAAAUGCCGAUGAUCAGGGCAAACCAGAAUCAGGUGGGGAACAUGGAGAAGACAUGGAUGAUGAGAACACCAGUAAUCCAUCUUCUGAUUCAGGACAAACCAAAGAGAUAACUAGCCCAGAAGAAACAAGUCAAAAUGAUGUUGCAGACAAUACUAGUGAAAGCACAGGACAUGAGGAAAGUGAUGAGUUGACAUCAGCAGAUACUGAGUCUGUAGAAGAGACCAUAACACCCAGUGAUAAUGCCGACAACCAGGACAAACCAGAAUCAGGUGGGGAACAUGGAGAAGACAUGAAUGAUGAGAACACCAGUAAUCCAUCUUCUGAUUCAGGACAAACAAAAGGGAUAGCUAUCCAAGAAGAAACAAGUAACAAUGACAUUGAUGAUGCAGACAGUGCAAGUGAAGGCUCAGGACAUGAGGAAGGUGAUAAGAUGACAUCAGCAAACACUGAGUCUGUGGAAGAGACCAUAACACAUAGUGAAAAUGCAGACAACCAGGGCAAACUAGAAUCAGGAGAAGAACAUGGAGAAGACAUGGAUAAUGAGAACACUAGUAAUCCAUCUUCUUAUUCAGGACAGACUGAAGAAACAAGUAGCCAAGAAGAAACAAGUAAUAAUGAAAUUGAUGAUGCAGACAGUGAUAGUGAAGGCUCAGGACAUGAGGAAGGUGAGGAGAUGACAUCAGCAGACACUGAAUCUGUGGAAGAGACCAUAACACAUAGUGAAAAUGCCGACAAUCAUGGCAAACCAGAAUCAAGUGGGGAACAUGGAGAAGACAUGGAUGAUGAGAACACCAGUAAUCCAUCUUCUGAUUCUGGACAAACCAAAGGGAUAGCUAUCCAAGAAGAAACAAGUAACAAUGACAUUGAUGAUGCAGACAGUGCUAGUGAAGGCUCAGGGCAUGAGGAAAGUGAUGAGAUAACGUCAAAAGACACUGAAUCUAUGGAAGAGACCAUAACACCCAGUGUAAAUACCAACAACCACGGCAAACCAGAAUCAGGUGAAGAACAUGGAGAAGACAUGGAUGAUGAGAACACCAGUAAUCCAUCUUCUGAUUCAGGACAAACUGAAGAAACAAGCAGCCAAGAAGAAACAAGUAAUAAUGAAAUUGAUGAUGCAGACAGUGGUAGUGAAGGCUCAGGACAUGAGGAAAGUGAUGAGAUCACAUCAGCAGACACUGAAUAUGUGGAAGACAAUAUAAUACCCAGUGAAAAUGCUGACAACCAGGGCAAACCAGAAUCAGGUGAAGAACAUGGAGAAGACAUGGAUGAUGAGAACACUAGUAAUCCAUCUUCUUAUUCAGGACAGACUGAAGAAACAAGUAGCCAAGAAGAAACAAGUAACAAUGAAAUUGAUGAUGCAGACAGUGCUAGUGAAGGCUCAGGACAUGAGGAAGGUGAGGAGAUGACAUCAGCAGACACUGAAUCUGUGGAAGAGACCAUAACACCCAGUGAAAAUGCCGACAAUCAUGACAAACCAGAAUCAAGUGGGGAACAUGGAGAAGACAUGGAUGAUGAGAACACCAGUAAUCCAUCUUCUGAUUCAGGACAAACUGAAGAAACAAGCAGCCAAGAAGAAACAAGUAAUAAUGAAAUUGAUGAUGCAGACAGUGGUAGUGAAGGCUCAGGACAUGAGGAAGGUGAGGAGAUGACAUCAGCAGACACUGAAUCUGUGGAAGACACCAUAACACCCAGUGAAAAUAACAACAUCCAAAACAAACCAGAUUCUAUUGGGGAACAUGGAAAUGACAAAGAUGAGGAGAACACUAGUAACCCAACUUCUGAUUCAGGACAAACUGAAGAAACAAGUAGCCAAGAAGAAACAAGUAACAAUGACAUUGAUGAUGCAGACAGUGCUAGUGAAAGCUCAGGACAUGAGGAAGGUGAUGAGAUGAACUCAGCAGACACUGAAUCUAUGGAAGAGAUCAUAACACCCAGUGUAAAUACCAACAACCACGGCAAACCAGAAUCAGGUGAAGAACAUGGAGAAGACAUGGAUGAUGAGAACACCAGUAAUCCAUCUUCUGAUUCAGGACAAACUGAAGAAACAAGUAGCCAAGAAGAAACAAGUAACAAUGACAUUGAUGAUGCAGACAGUGCUAGUGAAAGCUCAGGACAUGAGGAAAGUGAUGAGAUGACAUCAGCAGACACUGAAUCUAUGGAAGAGACCAUAACACCCAGUGUAAAUACCAACAACCACGGCAAACCAGAAUCAGGUGAAGAACAUGGAGAAGACAUGGAUGAUGAGAACACCAGUAAUCCAUCUUCUGAUUCAGGACAAACUGAAGAAACAAGCAGCCAAGAAGAAACAAGUAAUAAUGAAAUUGAUGAUGCAGACAGUGGUAGUGAAGGCUCAGGACAUGAGGAAAGUGAUGAGAUGACAUCAGCAGACACUGAAUCUGUGGAAGACACCAUAAUACCCAGUGAAAAUGCCGACAACCAGGGCAAACCAGAAUCAGGUGAAGAACAUGGAGAAGACAUGGAUGAUGAGAACACCAGUAAUCCAUCUUCUGAUUCAGGACAAACUGAAGAAAUAAGCAGCCAAGAAGAAACAAGUAAUAAUGAAAUUGAUGAUGCAGACAGUGCUAGUGAAGGCUCAGGACAAGAGGAAAGUGAUGAGAUGACAUCAGAAGACACCGAAUCUGUGGAAGAGACAAUAACACCCAGUGAAAAUACCAACAACCACGGCAAACCAGAAUCAGGUGAAGAACAUGGAGAAGACAUGGAUGAUGAGAACACCAGUAAUCCAUCUUCUGAUUCAGGACAAACUGAAGAAACAAGCAGCCAAGAAGAAACAAGUAACAAUGACACUGAUGAUGCAGACAGUGUUAGUGAAAGCUCAGGACAUGAGGAAAGUGAUGAGAUGACAUCAGCAGACACUGAAUCUGUGGAAGACACCAUAACACCCAGUGAAAAUAUCAACAUCCAAAACAAACCAGAUUCUGGUGGGAAACAUGGAAAUGACAAAGAUGAGGAGAACACUAGUAACCCAACUUCUGAUUCAGGACAAACUGAAGAAGGCAGCAACCGUAAAUCAACAUUUAAUGAUGAUGGCAGUACUUCAGUUAUUAUCAGUGAUGGAUCAGGAACACAUAAAGAUGAAGACUCUUCAACAAAUGUAGACAGUGCAAAUGAUGAAUCAGAAAGCCUAGAGGAUGACUCUUCAGACAGAAAUUGUUUUUUCAACAAGAAGCAUAUUAGACAUGGGGAUUCCAUUUCUUUUAGUUGCGUAACAUGUACUUGCUAUUCGGGCAACAUGACUUGCAUCAAAACAAAUGAAUGUCCAAGUAUUUGCUCUGUCACUGGUGGCCAGAAUGUCCGUACAUUUGAUGAUAGUACCUACCAACUCAGAGGAGCCUGCAGCUACUACUUGGUGAAGACAGACAGUUUUGCAAUAUAUCUGAACAAUAAAGUCUGUCAUAAGAAUGAAGACUUUUCCUGCAUUGAUUCAGUUGCCCUUCACAUGUACGGCCAGGAAAAGGUUGAGAUCUUCAGUGAUGGACAUGUUGACGUUGGAAGUGAAGAAAUACCUCUCCCAUAUCACUUUGACAGACUCUUCACUGUUCGCAGAGCUUCCUCUGAAGUGGUAGAAGUUGCCACCAUGAUGGCUUUCCAUAUACAGUAUAACUUUAAAGACCAAAGGCUUUAUGUCCACUUUCACAUAGACUGGAUGCAUGCCACAAAGGGACUCUGCGGCACUUAUAACAACAACAAAAACGAUGAUCUCUUGUCCUCCAGCAAUAUGAUAGAAACUGUGCCAGAAUUUUUCAUAGAAAGUUGGAAGGUAAACAGUUGUCCAAAUCUUCCAAAACAUGAUGAAGAUACUGAUAAAUGGAUCGAGUCUGAGAUCACUUGCAAGGUCUUUGACUCUGCUGUCCUGGAAGACUGCCAUGCUGCUGUGGACAGCUACAGCUAUGGACAGAACUGUGCCUGGACAGUUUACAGCAAUUCUGGCACUCAUGGAAUCUGCUCUGCUCUAGCCAACUAUGCAUAUCGCUGUGCCCAUGCAGGCUUCAUAGUCAAUCUGCUGAAAGACUUCCCAGACUGCACUCCAGAAUGUGGAGAAGACACAAUAUUGUCUCCACAAAGAAUAACACCACAGGAAGACUGUCGAGGAUUUUCAGAUAAUCUGCUCUAUAUGACUACUCCUUACACCUAUGUUGAGGGAUGCAUCUGUCCACAUGAGAUGUACUAUGAUUCUGUACAACAAAAAUGUGUCAGUCGUGAUGAAUGCCCAUGUUAUAAAAACAAUAGAGUAUAUGUGGUUGGAGAGAAGAUAGAAUCCUAUUCGAACCAAGAAUGUUUCUGCAGUAGAAAUGAUAGCUGCAGCACCAAAGCAGUUGACACAGUCGUUUUCGUUCCUGAACUUUAUUGCGAUCAUACAGAAGAGUAUGAUGACUGCUCAGGUAAAUUCCAAAACCUCUGUGAACUUCAGUGUAAUGAUUUGAAGAGGACUAAUAUGGCCUGCCCACCCGAAUGUAUACCAGGAUGUGUCUGCAAACCUGGGUAUGCGAGGACCAAUGAGGGAUCAUGUAUCCCCACUGAAGAAUGUCCAUGUGUCUACAAAAAUGAAUUGUACUACAAGGGAGAGUCCAUACAAGUGGAAUGUAAUUCCUGUAUAUGUCAACAAGGAAAGUUCCACUGUACAGAAAAAGUGUGCGCGGCCACUUGCACCUUCUACGGUGAUUCUCAGUACAUACUGUUUGACUUAGAAUGGGUGAAGUUCCCUGCAGUCAGCUGCCCGGUAUUACUUGCUGAGCAAUCACAAAUAGAGCCCAGUUUCAAAGUUGCUGUUAACAGAAGAGCCUGCCCAGAAUAUGGUGAUGUUUUCUGUCGAAAGGACGUCUUUAUUCAACAUGGAGACGCUGACAUUUUCCUCUCAGGUUCUACGGUGGACGUGAGAUACAAAAAUGAAAAAAACAUUACGUCUCAUGUCACUGUUUACCAUUCUGGCUUCUUCACCAUCCUAGAAUUUGAAAAUUCAAUAUCUUUGUAUUAUGAUAAACAUUUGGAAGUUUCUGUUACGAUUCCACCACAUUUGAAGGGGCUGUUGAAUGGAAUGUGUGGCAAUGCAGAUGGAAGUACUCUAAAUGAAGUCUCAUAUGGCAAUAUGAUUCAGUAUGGAAAGAAUUACCUACAUUCCAUGUGUGAGGACAAAAUCAUCAGCUCCCCACAAUGUGAUGACACGAAUAUGAAAUAUGUUGAAAGCCGCUGUGACCUGCUUUACUCAGAAGCAUUUGCUGUCUGCCAUACUGAGGUACCUAUUACUCCAUUUUAUGCUGCAUGUGUGGAGGAGUCCAGUAAAUGUACGGAAGGGGACGACUGUCUCUGCUACUGUUCAGCAGUUGCAGCCUAUGCUAGAACCUGCUGCAGGAAAGGCAUCGCCGUUGACUGGAGAACAGCUGAAAUAUGCCCUGCUCCAUGUGAAUAUUACAACAGAGAGCUCGGAGAUGGACCUUAUCAUUUUGUUACACCAAACAACCUUCGCCUGCUGGCUGAUUACAUGAAUCAGCAAGUCCGCGUAGAGAGCUAUGAAACAUCCAAUGCACUAAGCAUGAGCUUCAUGCUUACAGAUGGCCUCUACAAGAACCCUCAAAGUCCGUGGAAAUUGGUUUCACUAGAAUCUUUGGAACAUCCCAACUUCUUUGUUACAUACGAUGAAAAUGGCAGGGUUGCUCUGGGGUCUUGGGAAUCUAAUUCACAAUUCCGUAAGUCAGCAACAUUUAUCCUUAGGAAGGAUAAGUUCUACAAAGGCUACAUUGCAUUGGAGUCACUUGCAAAUCGAAGACACUUCCUUUCUGCCGCAAAUGAUGAUGGCAGCCUGGCAGUGACAAGAUUCCUAAAUGGAAUGGGAGUAGCCAUGAGUUUCAGAAUGGAAGAGCAAACAUAUGGGUUACCUGCAUUCUCUAUGUGCACAUGGAGAUAUGAGAGCUGUGGAAAUCCAUGCAUCCGAACCUGCAGAGAUCCAACAGGGACCAUUUGUUCUCUAAGUGUAAACAUUGAAGGUUGUUUCCCACAUUGUUCAGGCGAUACAGUAUUUGAUGAGACAACGCACAGAUGUGUCCACUACACAGACUGUUCUGGAGAUCGUGUUCCUAAUUAUCCAGGUGAGCCUUCUCCAGCUCCUGAUGUACCACCUAAAGAAAUCACCCCAGCAUGGCCCCCAGUGCAACCUCCUGUUUCCAAUGCACCAAAGGUACCACAACCUCCUGUGGAAAAUCCACCUCAGGAAAUUCCUACAAAAGCACCACAGCCAUUGCCAUCAACUGGACCUGGAGAGCCACCAGUUUAUACAAUACCACAUCAUCCAGAAGAACCAUCACCACCUGAAGGGAACCCACCUCAACCAGCUGAACCAACAACUAAGCAAGUAAUUGAGCCAUUAGAAACAGCAGUCCCUCCACCAUUGAUGCCAUCAGUAGGACCUUCACCAACCAAAGAAAAACAAGUCUAUCCAACAUUACCUUGGCCAGGCAAAGCAACACCAACAAAAAUAAUUCCACCACCAGAAACAGGGGGCCCACGUUGGUUUCCUCCAGGAAAAGAGAUAUCACCACCUAUAGAAUGGCCAGCCCACUCAGAACCAGCUAAUACAGAACCUAUAGAAGAAAUUCCACCACCAGAAACAGAACCCCCUCAACGGAAUCAACCACCAAAAAAGACAUCACCAUCCACAGAAUGGCCAGCCCACUCAGGACCUCCACCACAGCCUGGAUGUGAAAAUGUGCAGUGUCCACCUAGGAAACAAUGUAAACAUGGUCAGAGUGUAAACAUUGUGCCAAAUCCUAUGAAUGAAUGCUGUCCAUUUUACAAGUGUGAAUGCAGCUGUUCAUCGGUGCCAACAUGCAGUAGAGAUGAGAGACUUGUUCCCGUUGCUGAAGAAGACAAAUGCUGUCCCAGACUAGAAUGCAAAGCUAAAAAUGACGAAUGUGAAGUAGCCUAUGUAGAAAAGCAACUGAUAUCUGGACCAUGUUCAGCCAAGGUGUACGCAGCUACGUGCCAAGGUUAUUGUCAUUCAUCAAUGGUUUGGGACAGCCUGGGGAAUCUUAAGAACGAGUGCAGGUGUUGUUCAGCUACAUCAUUGUCUGAUAUCACUUACGACUUAAAAUGCCCUGAUGAAACCGUGAAAUCCAUUACCAUCCAAGAGGCUGCCUCAUGCCAGUGCAACCCGUGUUAGAAAGUAACAUUUUCAGAUGAUCAGUAAACAUCAGUACUGCUUUACUCACUAAUGGUCUUUCUUAGAUAACCAGUGCUGGUUUUUUCUCAGUUUCUUACUUCAAGGUAUAAGAACUUCAAUACAGAUGUGACUGAAUUAUUUGUUCAAAGUAGAUCCCUAUGAUACUUGGAAUCUAAACUCCUCUCUAGAUGUCAGAAACCAUCAACAAUAAAGUAUGCAGUAUUGCUAAGUAUUUAAAGCAGAUGAUACCACAAUGUGUGAAUACUGGCACAAAUGGUAAUUCAGAUUCCUCUUUAAUCAAGAAAGAAGAACAGAAGCAUUACUCUGACCACCAAGUUGUUCAUGGCCUACCUCUGUUCAAAACAUCAGCUCAUAUUAUUACUACCAGGAUGUGGUACAUAUGUUUACAGCUAUUUCUCACACAUAUGAGAUCUAUAUAUUCCUAUGUAAGGAUUUUUCAUUUUUGUGCUUUUUCUGAGAACUAAUGUACAUGAGGACACUACUUAUGUGAUGACAAUCCUUGGUUUGAGUUGUGAUUAAGGCUGACUUCAGAGAACCCCAGUGAGAUAUUAACUUUCUACUACUCACUUGAAGUAGCAUGCAACUCUUUUCUUUUCCCCCUCUGUUUUUAAAGGUCAGCAGUGCUUACAGACAUUUUGUGAAUUCUAUAUGUUAUUAAUAAAGCACUAAACGUAUGACUUAUCAAACUUAGGUUACAGCUAUAACAACCAGAUAACAGUAAUGCUUUAUUGUUCUGCAUAAAAUCUAAAAUAAGUUUUGGGGCAUACUGGUCUUAUUUAAAAGAUUCUUUACUACCUCAUAGAUAUCACAAGCAUCUUAAAGCAACAGUGAACUGAACUAUCACCCAACAAGGCUAGUUCCUAUUUUUUUGCAUUUACAAGAUAAUACACUUUCUAGUUUUGUUUUUUUUAGUACUACAAAUGUCAUAUUUGUUCUGAAAUCACUUGUCUUUGGUAAGAAGUAAAAAAUGUUUAUUUGUCAACCCUAUAUUCUGCAAAUCUAGAAACAUUGUAAAUAAGAUAAUUUACAUAAUUGGAGAGGUUCCUUGCACUACUAUUGUAAAUAAGAAUUGUACAACAGCUUUAUAAUUGUCAGGACCUUGCCUAAUGUUUUCAUGAUUACAAUAUUUUCUCUAGUGAUGUGUUUUACUACACAUUUUUCAUCUUUUUAAGUAUCUGUAUAUCAUUUAUUUUACAGUCUUCAAAUAGCUACUCUGUAACAAACAUGCUGCUCAAGAAAAUAAAAUUUGUAAAUAAGUUUAAUGUCCUUUAGUAAUUUUCAUUACAGAUAAGAUAAGCAGAGAUGAAGGAAACUGAAGGAAUCAUAACAAUUUAAAAUUAACAUGUUGCCACAACCUCAGUCCUCCUUAAGUAGUAAAUUGUUUUAUGCAUUGAGGUUAACAGAGUGAAUGAAGGUAAAAUGAAUAAAAGAAAGAGCUCAUAUACACUGGUGUACAAAGUACAAUGACUAUAUAUUGUACAGUUAAAAUAUAUCUCAGAAUAAAUAGAAGAUUUAAAACAAA